AUGGCGUCCAUGCUGCUGCGGAGCUGCGGCCGGCGGCUGUGCCGCCCGCCGCGCCCGCUGAGCCGCCCGCCGCAGCCCGGUAACUUGGGAGAUCGAGCUUGUCUUAGCUGUACAUCCCUGAGAUUGGCAAACAAUAUGACUCUACACUUUAAAUAUUGCACUAGUGUGCCUGCUGUUUACACAUACUCCAAAAAAGAUCAUUACUGUUGUUGGACUAAAGGAUCUGAACGAAUGUACUUUUCAGUUAUGAGCUCCUCUGGCUCAUGGACGCCGCUUGCAACCGUGGGUGUUUUAGGUGCCCAGUAUGUUCCAGUUAGAUGGUGGCAUUCUUCUCGUCCCCUUCAAGAUGACUCCAUGGUUGAAAAGUCCCUGAAGUCCCUGAAGGACAAAAACAAGAAGUUGGAAGAAGGGGGCCCUGUAUAUAGUCCAACAGAAGUAGAAGUAGUUAAAAAAUCUCUUGGACAGAGGAUUGUGGAUGAGCUGAAGCAUUAUUAUCAUGGUUUUCGAUUACUGUGGAUUGACACAAAAAUAGCUGCAAGGAUGCUCUGGCGAAUACUUCAUGGGCACACUCUGUCUCGUCGGGAACGUAGACAGUUCCUUCGAAUAUGUGCCGAUCUUUUCCGCUUGGUCCCUUUCCUUGUUUUUCUUGUUGUACCAUUUAUGGAGUUUCUGCUUCCAGUAGCUCUUAAGCUGUUCCCUAAUAUGCUUCCUUCUACGUUUGAGACAAAGUCUAAAAAGGAGGAACGACUGAAGAAACAGUUGAGAGUAAAGCUUGAAUUGGCUAAGUUUCUUCAAGACACCAUUGAGGAGAUGGCCUUAAAAAAUAAAGCAGCCAAAGGAAAUGUUACAAAAGACUUCUCAACAUUCUUUCAAAAGAUCAGAGAAACUGGUGAAAGACCUAGUAACGAGGAGAUCCUGAGGUUCUCUAAACUAUUUGAAGAUGAAUUGACCCUGGACAACCUAACCAGGCCUCAGUUGGUGGCACUCUGUAAACUCCUGGAACUUCAGUCAAUUGGAACAAACAACUUCCUGCGCUUCCAGCUGACUAUGAGGUUGAGAAGCAUAAAGGCAGACGACAAACUGAUUUCUGAAGAAGGAGUCGAUACUCUGACCGUUAAAGAGCUGCAGGCAGCGUGUCGUGCAAGAGGUAUGAGAGCUCUUGGUGUAACAGAGGAGCGUCUCAAGGAACAGCUUAAGCAGUGGCUAGAUCUGCACCUGAACCAGGAAAUCCCUACUUCAUUGCUUAUUCUAUCCAGAGCCAUGUAUCUUCCAGAUACCCUUUCUCCAGCUGACCAGCUUAAAACAACACUUCAGACACUACCAGAGAGUGUUGCCAAAGAAGCUCAAGUCAAAGUGGCAGAAGUUGAAGGUGAAAAAGUAGAUAAUAAAGCACGCCUGGAAGCAACUCUUCAGGAAGAGGAAGCCAUCAGAAAAGAAAAUCAAGAAAAAGAGAUGGAAAGACUGUCUGAAGCUGCAGAGAAAGCCAAAGAAAGCCUUCAGGUUCCAGCCAUGAAAGAAGUAGAAUUGGCAGUGGAUCUUGCAGCAGCUGGUGUGCAAGGGAAAAAAAGUCACCUAGCCGUGGAAACGGAACAAGAGCUGGCAAGGGUGGAUGUGACGGUGGACUCGGAGACACUGAAAGAUACAGCACCAGUGUUAGAAGGCAUUAAGGGUGAGGAAAUAACUAAGGAGGAGAUUGAUGUGCUGAGUGAUGCUUGCACCAAGCUGCAGGAACAGAAAAAGUCACUAACAAAAGAAAAAGAGGAGCUCGAGGAGUUGAAGGGUGAUGUCCAGGAAUAUAAUGAGGACUUGCAAGAAAUAAAAGAACUGUCUAAAACUGGGCAAGAAGAUGUAGUGGAAGAGUCCAAGGCAAGCAAGAGAUUGACCAAAAGGGUGAACCGAAUGAUUGGUCAGAUAGACAAAAUCAUUAAUGAGUUAGAGACAAGCCAAAAGACAGUGGAUGUCAAGCCUGAAGGGAGUGCUGGUCCAGCUGCUGGGGAGAAUCUCAUCAGUAUUUCUGAGCUUCUUAACGCGAUGAAACAAAUUCAGAAGAUUCCGGAGGAGAAGCUGACUAGGAUAGCAGAGGCCCUAGAUGAAAACAAGGAUGGCCAAAUUGAUAUAGAUAAUGUUGUUAAGGUAGUAGAAUUGAUUGACAAAGAAGAUGUUGAUAUCGGAACCAGUCAGGUUGCUGAAAUUAUGGCACUGCUUCAAAAAGAAGAAAAACUGGAAGAAAAAGAGAAAGCAAAAGAAAAACUGGAUAAGGGAGCUGCGGAAGCAAAGAACUAAACUUCAUAAUUUGAAGAAAAGUCUGUUUUUAUUUAACCAAAACCAUGUGUAUCUUUGUGUCUAAUGGCUUCAGAUUAGUUGAGCUUUUGUGAUUAUGGAAAACAUUUUGAGCUGAUUCUAGUAAUAAAUCAUAGAUAUGUUUUCUGACACAUGGAAUGAAAUUUCCGUUCAUUGAGCAAGCAAUUUAAUGUCAUUCCAUACAGAUGAAAACAAAAUAUGCUUCUUUAUCAGUGUUCCUGCCCACAAAAUCAUGUAUUUGCACUCAUUGUUGUGGUACAGUGAUUCAUUAAACUUAAGAUUUAUGCUGUAUAAAUUAAGUGUAUCUAUCAUGGAAGAAUGUUUCUCAUCUAUUUUCUUUUAUCGUUACCUAGGGCCCAACCUUGCUCUGCUUUUACCUUUUAGCUUUUUCAGAGUUUAUUACAAACUUCCUCUUCCUUCAAAAUACUGCAUUUUUUGUGACCUUAGUGAAGAUUCUGUGGCUGCAGUAGUAGCUCUUUAGUUUUCCUUUUAUUUAAGCAUAAUGUUAUUAAGCCUCACUGACAGAGAAUGUGGCAUUUUAAUUACUUUCUUGAAUACACACUUUUUUUUCUGUUGAGGGGAAAAUUGGGUUUAUUUUUCCCUACAAUGGAAACUUCCCAUGAAAUAUGCUUCUUAUGGGUGCCUUAAAUUUCAUAAAACUAUUGAGUAGAGGAUGCUGCUUCUACUCAGAAUUCCAUUUGAACUACUAAAGCAUUGGAAUCACAGGAGCCUUUAAAAUAGUUUCAGAACACAAUCAGUCACACCGUGAAACGUGCUUGUGUUUGUCUAAAAAGGGGAAAUGUCAGUUGUGAUUUUCGCAUAUAUUUUUAAAAAAACGCAGUUAUGAAGGCAUGUUUGUUCUUGUUCACCUGGCAGUUAUUUACACCACAGAUUCUCUUACCUCUCGAUUUUCAUCUCAGGUAUAAAAUUCACUAUCUAAGUAUAUUUGGAAUUCAUAAAUACGCUUCAUCUCAUGGCCUUGCUGGCUGUACAGUCACUGCGUGAUGUCUGGUACAGCUAGUGUUUGGAUUACAUCAUUGGUUUUCUUAGAUAAUUGGUUAUCAUUACAGUCUUUGACUUAGUUCAUUUAAGUCUGUCUUUAGCAGUAAAUUUUCAAAUUUUGAAACAAAGAUAUCAACUAUGGAAUGUUCCAUAAUUCCUGGCACGUACAUUUUGAUUUUGUGUGCUCUAUAAAGAGCACAUUUUAUGAUGGUGCUGUGCUCAACGAUAUUUAGGUGGGCUGUUAGUACUUAAUGUUUAUAGUUAUAAUUGCAUAUUUUCCUAGAAAACAUUGGCUCCCAAGUGUAUUUCAGCAUACUUAUAUGCUCAAUAUUUAUCUAGAUUGACUAAAUUAUUUGUUAAAACUCAUUUGAAGUUAGUGGAGCAAAAAAAGAUUUGGACAGUCUCAUGGCUUGCUUGAUAGACCAUACCAUUCAGUUGUUCCAAAACAAGAUGUUCAGUGACAUUAAUUUUAGAAGGGUCGGUGUUUUAAUUCAAGUGUGGAGGUUCUGUAUUCUGUAUGCAGAGAAAACUGCUUACAGUCAUAUUUCUGAUCCUACAGAGUUAUGUAAUUUUAUCUCAUUAGUAAAGCUGCUGUGGCAGAGCUGAAAUUUCCAGUCAGGAUGGUCUUUGCAAUUAAUAUAGUCCUACAGGAUGGCUUUCUCUCUUAUGAACUGAGAUUAACUUGGGAGAUUUCAGCAUGGAAGUCAGCUCGUAGAUUUUGAAGAUGGGACUUCACUGUAAGCUUUGUAGGUUACAACUUACCUUAGAUGAAAGGGCAAGACAAAAAUACAGUUUGGACAAUAACUUGACAGUGUAUGAUUAAGGGCACAAUUAGUGGGCCCUGAAGUAGACUAAAUGUUACUAAAAUAUCUUUAGUUGGGAGAAAAAAAAAUGUGCAGCAGUCUUACUUGACAUUCCUUGAUGUUUAUGCAGGAAUGAGGUCAGCUGGCUGAAGUCUCAUAAAGAUACUCUAACUAAAAUUGUCCUCUGGCUUUCAUGGAAUAUCGAAAGUCUAUGAGUACAUCUGAAUAAAUUGGGUUUUUAAAUAUUAAAAUAUCAGAAGAAACCGUUUUCAAAGAUUUACUGAUUUAACCCUUAUAGUUUUAAUUGGCCUGGCACUAAAGGACUUGAUUGUAUAGCUGGGGAUUUUGCUACUGCUAUUGCUGCUACAGUAUUUACUGUUCAUUUGAACUUUUUUCUUAUAAGGAUUUUUUUUCCCUAUAAGCAACAGGAAUAAGAACAGAGCCAAAAAACACCUGUAUUUAUAAAGAAUGCCCUGAUUAAAACAAUUGACGCUUUUAUUGAUCAUGGGUAGCUUUUGGAUUUGUGUGAAACUUAGUAUAUUGUGAAAAUUGAAUGAGUUAUAUGAAAUACACUUAAAAUGCACUGCUUUCAAUCACAAAUGUCAAUUUUCCCCCUGCUACCUAAGGAGUCCAGAUGAGCUCCAUGUCAACCACGGCACAGCGUUUGAGUGGGAAGUCUCUGCCUUCUCACGUGGGAAGCAGCCAGACCCACUGGACUUUAACCACAGCUGUUCUGCAGGCUUGAAAAGAUUAGGACGAGCUCAGUGAUUCAGUGGCUCCAUUUCAUGAGCAGCUUUAUCCAGGUGAUAAAGAUAACGUAAGUGAAGAGCUGCCUCGUGGGUUGGCUCCACAUCAGGUGCUUCGUUGUCUUUCAUGCUGACCAAAAAAAGCAAGAACAAGCAAUACCAAGAGCUUCAGAGAAACGGUGACAUCCAAAUGUACAGUAACUGGUCAGAACUUACUGUAGAAUGAAUAUU
Nothoprocta perdicaria is the source of this 5083-nucleotide messenger RNA. It is a transcript of the gene LETM1, whose product is annotated as leucine zipper and EF-hand containing transmembrane protein 1. Lineage: Eukaryota; Metazoa; Chordata; Aves; Tinamiformes; Tinamidae. The transcript has 14 exons. Bases 1 to 2283 code for a protein of 760 amino acids. Gene Ontology annotation, molecular function: ribosome binding; calcium ion binding. Gene Ontology annotation, cellular component: mitochondrial inner membrane. The record is from RefSeq and is a predicted model, not a curated record. Gene Ontology annotation, biological process: intracellular monoatomic cation homeostasis.